Molecule: messenger RNA, 732 nt
Organism: Saxophila tyrrhenica
Lineage: Eukaryota; Fungi; Ascomycota; Dothideomycetes; Mycosphaerellales; Extremaceae
Gene: DIC1
Product: Mitochondrial dicarboxylate transporter
Exons: 2
Coding region: 1-732 (243 amino acids)
Biological process (GO): malate transmembrane transport; thiosulfate transport; succinate transmembrane transport
Molecular function (GO): sulfate transmembrane transporter activity; malate transmembrane transporter activity; succinate transmembrane transporter activity
Source: RefSeq, a predicted model, not a curated record
AUGAUUGGGCAUAUCUUCAAAUCUGAUGGCUUCAUGGGCUUCUAUCGAGGGCUCUCCGCCUCCCUCCUCCGCCAGAUCACCUACAGCACGACGCGCUUCGGCGUGUACGAGGAGCUAAAAGAGGUGUUUAGACAUGGCACCGCUCAGCCCUCCUUCCCGGCACUCAUAGCCAUGUCCUCGACCUCUGGCUUUCUGGGAGGAAUCGUGGGCAACCCGGCAGACAUUCUAAACGUCCGCAUGCAGAACGAUGCAGCGCUACCCGCUGCAGAGCGCCGCAACUACAAGCACGCGAUCGAUGGUCUCUUUCGAAUGGUCAGGGAAGAAGGAUUUGGCAGCCUGUUCCGUGGAGUUUGGCCGAACAGCACCCGUGCUGUGCUCAUGACCGCCUCUCAACUGGCCUCCUACGACGUUUUCAAGAAGGAGUUGCUCGAACGGGCGAAGAUGAAGGACAACCUCGCCACGCACUUUACGGCCUCGUUCAUGGCAGGCUUCGUAGCCACCACGAUCUGCAGUCCGGUGGAUGUGAUCAAAACGAGAGUUAUGAGCGCGAAGACUCAGGAGGGUAUACUGCCCCUGGUGAAGAGAAUCACAGCUCAAGAAGGCUGGAUGUGGAUGUUCAAGGGCUGGGUGCCUAGCUUUUCGAGAUUAGGACCACACACAAUUGCGACGUUCAUGUUCUUGGAACAGCAUAAAAAGGUCUAUCGGAGAGUGCAUGGGUAUGACGAGGUAUAA